This is a messenger RNA of Ctenopharyngodon idella (grass carp), 6768 nucleotides long. RefSeq lists its product as uncharacterized. The coding region runs from base 463 to 6279 and encodes 1938 amino acids. The record is from RefSeq and is a predicted model, not a curated record. Lineage: Eukaryota; Metazoa; Chordata; Actinopteri; Cypriniformes; Xenocyprididae. Gene Ontology annotation, molecular function: protein binding. The transcript is spliced from 10 exons.
AAACACACACAGACGCGCGCGCGCGCACACAUGUAAACAGCGGUCUGUGAUUCACUGUCUCUUUCAUGUCAUUCUCUACACACGCGUUUCAGUGCUGUUCGUUUCUCGAAAGUCUGACAGAUUUUCCCUCGUGACAGCAAAAAACAGCCGCGUUUCGGGUUUUAACGUCAUUUUCCUGACAGAUCGCGCCACACUGGAACUAUGAGCUUCAGCGGUCCGCGGGAGAAAGAGCGGCGGCUGCGCGGCUCAGGCGAGCCCUCCCGGGUGUGAGAGUGAAAUCGAGGCCGCUGGCGCUGCGGCCUAGUGCGGGCUGUUUAAUGUUUCACUCGACAAUACAAGACAGCGCUCCGUCUCCAUCAGGAACAGCAAUGGCUUCAUGUGAUGACAGAUUGACAUUGAUUGACAGAUGAUGCUGGAGGCACCUGUGCAGGUGAGCGAGGCCCUCAGCAUCACGGCAGGAGAAUGAAGCUUCAUUCGGACAUGAGCGAGAGCGGACACGCGUGUGAGUCCGUGUCACACGCCGCCCAGGACAUGAACCUGAACCACCGCUUGACCUUGACCUCCUGCGCGCUGAAGCCCGGGUGUCUGGAGGGGUCGGCGCUACUGUGCAACGGUUCGUCUGACCAAUCAGGGCUUGAGAGUUUCACGUCACACUGUGAUAAAAGUGAAGGAGAUCCAGACAGGGUCACGGUGACCUCAGAGGACGACAGCAGGUCUUUAGCGUCCAGUACGGUGGACGACGGAGACGGUCUCACACCCGAGAUCCAGCAGGCCUACAGAAUAUUUCAAAGCUUUCUUUCAGAGAAGCAUAAAUCCAUAACGGCCCCGUUCUGGCAUCCCAUCGGCCCCGGAUCACAGACCCCUGAUGCUGAGAUGUGCUUCAGAAAGAUGCAUGAUAAAUUUGUAAAUCGCGAGUAUGAAUCCAUCACUGCGUUUGUCGCCGAUUUCAGACUGAUGUUAGAGAACUGUUAUCGCUUUCACGGAGUCGAUCACUGGAUCUCCAAACAGGCCCAGAAACUGGAGAUUAUUUUGGAACAAAAGUUGACUCUGUUGUCCAGGACGCUGAGGGAGAAAACCACCCUAGCCGUGACCUCCAGAGGUCGUUUCGGCACCGAGGACGAGAAAGCGCCGGUCGGCACGUCGUCCAGGCGGCGAUUGGUGCCACGAAACCUGGCGACCAUUACGGUGGGCGGCAGCGAGUCCAUCAUGGUGCAGGCGCUGAGACUGGAGGAGCUGCAGCGAGCCAAAGACGAGAAGAGGCAGCGGGAGCUGGAGCGUAAAGAGGCAGAAGAGGCGUCAGUGAAGGAGCUGGAGGAGUGGGAGAGCUCCUUGCUCGCUCUGGCGGAACCGUGGCCGGUCCGGACCAUGUGGGAGCUUCCCGCCAUCGGCCACUUCCUGUGUCUGGCGCAGACGGCGCUGAACCUCCCCGAGAUCGUCUUUUACGAGCUGGAGCGCUGCUUGCUGAUGCCGCGCUGUAGUUCUUUCCUGGCCAAGGUCAUGACGUCUCUCCUCUGCCACCCGCACAAGAGAGCGAACGUCCACCGCCGCCCGCCGCUGCCCUACAGGAAGUGGGAGGCGGAGCUGCGGCGGAGGGUUCAGGGAUGGUACCGGGCGGUCGGGAGGGCGGAAGACCAGACGGCGCGUGCCGAGCACCUGGGACUUUGCCAUCAGUUCUUCUGGACGCUCGGAGAGGCGAGUCCGCUGGAGGAGAUGCCCUUCCACCUGCUGCCGUUCAACCAGCGCGUGUGGCUCCUCAAGGGACUCUGCGAUCACGUGUACGAGACGCAGAAAGACGUGCAGGACGCGGUUCUCGGGCAGCCCAUCCACGAGUGCCGCGAGUCCAUCCUGGGCUACGACGGGCAGGAGAACGCAUACAUACACUUUCCUCACUUUUGCGGCGCCGACUUGAGGAUCUACUGCCAGAGUCCGUGCGUCGCCAUGGAGUUUCCUCUUCCGCUGUUCCAUGUAAAGAGAUCUGAGGAGGAACUGGAGGGGUCAGAGGUCAGGGUGGAAACAUAUGGCAUGAAGGAGGAGGAUGAAAGCUCCAGCAGGACGGAUCUGAACACAUGGAGCCUGAAGGAAGACUCGCUCGCCGACCGGGAGGAUCCGGAUCAGAAGUGCUCCUCCAGCGUCCUCUCAUGGUGCAAAGAAGAUUCUCUGGACUCUGGAAGCAUGCGAGGGAAGUUCACAGAGGAAAGACGGUUAAAAGAAGAGGAAGAGGACGAGUCAGACAGCGAACCGUGCUUCAGAGUGGGAGAGAGCUGCUAUAAGGGCGUUUCACCUGCUCUGAACAGUCACAGAAGUCCUAAAAAAGAUGUGAAUCACAUGACCAGUGAGGACCAAAGUCCCUGUGCGGACUGCUGUGGAGCGUCGCAGGAGUCGCCACGUCUCUGGACUGAACCCAUCCGGCCGGGAAUCGCCCGCCUGCGCCGAGACGACACCCAGAAGAAGAAGAGACAGAAGAAGAAAGAGCGAAAGCUUGGCAUGAAAACCAGGACGAACAAACUUAGCUUGAAGAAGCGAACGGCCAAAAGCAGCCUGCAGAGAGCUGCGACAGCCAUGAAGAGGAAAGACAAGAGGAAACGACGGAGGCUGGCAGGAAACAGGUUUGAUGGGAAGAUGUCGGUGAGGAGACCAGCAGGAUCUGCUCUGCUUCCGGCAGGACCCUCAUUUCAGUUGAUCUGCUCCAGUCUGGAUGAUCUCAGAGUCCUGAUCAGCAAAACAGAAGAUCAACUAGAUGAACUGGACGACGGCGGCAAAAAGAGAUCUGGACGACGGCCACACAAAAGAGCCGCUGUGAAAGAGUUACACAUCACACUAAUAAGGCUGCUAAACGAGCUGUUACCAUGGGAACCCAAACUAGUCAAGGCCUUCCAGAGGAACAGAGCACGCUUGAAAAAGGAGUGUGACGAUUUCAAAAAACACCCCGAAUAUGACAACUUUAUCAGGGAGCAGAUGGAUACAAUGAAUACUGGGGAAGUUGUGUGCAAAGAUGGGUUGUUGUCCACAGAGACAGCAAGGGAACUGGAAGAUGGUGAAGUCAAAAUGGACAGAGCUGUAAAGGAAGCAACAGAGAAUGUAAAUCAACUAGGAAAUCAUGAAUCAAGAUGCCAAGCUGACAGACCUGAGAUUGUCAUGCAUUCGUCAGAGUCUGGACCCUUCACACGCAGUUCAAAACGCAGACAAAGCGGUGCAAUCAGUGAUGAACUGAGCCCAUGCAGAAGAGGAAAAAUAGACCAAGAGAGCUCUUUGACAUCUGAAUUUAAGGAAGUUGUAUCCAGGGAACAAGCAACAGUGAUCCCACGAGCGUCAGCGUUGCCUGAGUCUUUGAGUAGCUUUCAGGGUACUUGCAAACCCAUCCAGGCACUUCUGGCCAAGAGUGUUGGAAACAAAGUGACCUUAAUAAGUCAUCCUAAGGCUGCAGUGAUGGCUCAGAUUCUGCGGGAUCAUAACAAGACUUCUGUAACUCUGCCGCCUGUCCGAUUAUCAACUACCCGUCCACCAACUGAACCUGUCUCUACAGAAACACCAACUACAACAUCCACAACCGAAAGCACUGAACAGGUGGUGUACAAGACGGCGGGCGGCGUGGGGCUUCUCAGGAAAGGAAGCACUUGUGUAAAGUUUUCAGCGCAGCCAAUAUCAGAUCAAAAAACAGGGGGGAAUGUAAUGCAACAAGUUGUUAUAUUGCCUUCAAAUCUACUGAUUCAAAGCGCUGAGAAUAAGGCAGCCAAGACCUCUACAUCUCUCCCUAAGACCACAACGUACUUGUCCAACGCUUCAGGCUUCACCAUACCGGAAAACAAGGUUCCUGUCCAGCAGGUGGCACCAUUGAAAGACACCAGCACUGCCAGAACACCAUCUGCUGUAGUUACACCCAAUUUAAGAAGCGUUGCUGGAGGUUCUGCUGCACCUAAAAAGACUACUGAGCCAAAGGUUGUCGUGAACAAGUCAGCCAGUAGUGGUCCGACCAAACCUGACGCUAAACAGGAGCUCAGGACAGUGUGCAUUAGAGACUCGCAGUCCAUCCUUGUCACUACGAGAGGAGGCAACACAGGGGUGGUCAAGGUGCAGACGUCAGAGAGUGUAACGGGGGCUUUGCCACCCAGCCCGGUUUUUACCAUCUCGCCGCAACUGCAAGCCUUUCUGGUGUCAAAGUCUUCCACGUCCACUACACAAGGUGUUUCAGCCACCCUCGCUGCUAAAUCUUUACCUAGAGUCACGGAUGUUGUUCCGGUGAGCUCCUCUACUUUUGUGGCAGGAACUGUCGCAUCUUCAACCCUGAAUCAAAUUGGCAAUGAUGGCACUUCAGCCAAAACACCAAUCCCUGGUAAAUCUGCACUCCUGGCCACAAGCAAAGACAUCCAAGGCUUUCAGCAGAAUACAGUCUCCAAAUAUGGAAUGAAACCUCCACAAAAGAGGCCUCUACCAGGAAGCAGAACUCCAGAUCAAUCUGCUUUCCAAAAGGUUUUCCUUGUCUCGCCUUCACCAAAUAUCCCUUCGCCAACAACAAAGGUCACCACUACUACUUCAGCUACCUGUGCUUUACCAGGAUCACGGGUCAUGUUCAUAAGCAACUCAGCACUUACCAUUCCAAAAGAGGCGUCUGCUUCAGAGGUCAACAUUUCCUCUACUAGUACACCAGCGAUGAAGGUCAUUCCCAAGUUGGGGACAACUUUAUCCUGCACUUCUUCUGGUACAAACAUCCAGAGCAUCGGUGUCCCAGGGUUAAUGUCAAGAAUACUCGGUACAAACAAGAGUAUGCCAUCAGCAACCGAAGCCUCUGUGAUUGUCUCCAGAGUACCUGCAAUGUCAACUUCAAGUAGGCUUCAGAUUGGUCAAAAAAGCUGUUUGGUUGCAAGCAGAAGUCCGUCAGGGAAUACAGAAAGCUCUCUGAAAGUACCUGGAACUCUUGACGGCAAAACGGUCACAUUUUCAACGCUAGGCACCGGCCACAUGGCUUCUUCCGCACUUUUGUCAGUUGUAAAACCAGACGUACCUUCGCCAAUUUCAAUGUUAAAAGCUCUUCACUGUAAACCAGAGUUAACGACAGGCAGCUCGACUAUAUCUUCCUCUUAUUCAGGAAGCCUAAUAACCAAAAACACUACAAUACCAGUUGAUGUGACCACUAACAAGACACCAAUAAUCACAUCCUUUUGCACUUCACGCUCACUGAUUAAAACAACCUCUUCUGGAGCAUCCAGUCCUCUUGCAUUGAACUACGCUUCAACUCCUCCGGUGGUCAUGACCUCUGGGCUUCGUCCUCCGACCUCUACUGCCAAGAGUGUCCAGGAAAAAAUUGUGAUCAACACCACUGCCCCACUUGCACCUGGAACUCAGCUCCUGAUCAACAACACCAGAUUCGUUGUACCUUCUCAAGGCCUUGGACCUGGCAGCCAUGUUCUGCUCAUCAACUCUUGUCCUGGAGGAUUGCAAGGCCCAAGUCCAAGAGGUCCAAACAGUUCAACCCCUCACACCGUUCCUUCAGUUGUGCAAGGUAUGAGAUUGGUAACACCAGUCAGGCUACCCUCACCAAAAUUUGGACCUUCUGAUCAAGUCCAUCAACAACUGGGCACAAGAACUCCACUGAAUGUGUCUGGUUCUACUACUCUCUCAGCUGUGCGUCCUGGUGUAUCAUCAGACAUUCUGAGACUUCCUAUCUUUCAAACCUCUGAUGUCUCAGUUACACCAUCACACAGUAUGGCCGGCUGUCCCAAAGAAACCUCUCCUCCUCAAGGGGGUUUACUAAGCACAAGUUCUCCAAUGCUCUUGCAAGGAAGACCAUCCCUAAACCAAGUGGUGCCGGCCGUGCCCCCAAUGAAAACUGCAAUUGCACGGCAUAUCCCAAUGGUAACUGUUCCACCCAUGAGCAGCACGAUAUCACGGAUGCAGAAACUUCCAGUUGCAAUGGUUCCACCAAUCGGUGGUCCAACCAACGCCAGUCCAGCCACUCCUAUUGCAAGUGUUCCUCCGUCUAUGAACACAGUUAUAAUGACACCUUGUCCACCCAUCAGAGCUGUGCAACCUGGGACAAUCGGAAAGCCUGCUAUUUUACCCCAGCCACUACAAGGACAAAACACAAUUCCCAGCCCUAGUAAACUGCUGUUGAGCCCAGAUGGGGCCAUUUUAAAUAUAGUUCAAGCCUCAAGCAUACAAGUGUUGGCAAAGCCAAUGGCCGCCCAAGUGGUUAGUUCCUCCUCAAGUAGUGUUACUGUACCUACUUUAAAUACAAAUGAUCCACUGAGAAAACCAGACACCAUGGAGAGACCUAAUCACUGAAGACCUAAUCUGUUGUUUCCCUUUGUGAUUAUAGGGGAUGGUCUGUUCAUUGUUUUGGGCUUUGUUGAGAGCAAGUUGGAUUGUGCGGGCUUCCUUCGGUUCCAUUUCUCCAAAUGUUGGAGGCUAAACUGAAUUAAUAUUUUGUGCAUUUUGCUCUUUAACCAUACAUAUUGAGGUGAAAUUGGUUAUCUUUAGAGUUGUAAAUAAAAGAGAAAUUUGGAGAUUUCAACUGGCCAGUAAUGUACAUAACAGUAUUUGUUUGGCUGACUCUUUUCUACUCCAUUUGUAUGCAAAGGUUUGAAUGUUUUUGUAGCAUUUUCCAUUAAAUGAUUAAUAUUGUUCUGUAGAACAGUCUUCAGUCUAUUUAAGAGUAUGUCUGGCAAAGUAGUACAUUCAGGCAUAGGUAUCAGACAUUAUCUGAUAACUGUUUGGUUUUGUGUUUCCUCUAUAUACAUGACAAUAAACUUGGCAUAUUUAUGACUGAAGUAA